AUGAUGAAACCUAUCUCCGAAGCUUCGUUGCCUUACACUGAAAGCGAUAAUUCGGCCCGAGAUGCGCGUCAUGGCCGUAACACCACCGCCUCGUCCCUUUCUUGUCACUCAGACCCCUUUGCCAAAUCCGGCAUCGCCAUUGAAGAUGGUGUUCAGCUACGCGACUUCUCCUCGCCUGGCCCUACGAUGACUCGUAACAAGACCCCAGACCCUAACAGAUUCGUCACAGAACGUAUAUCGCGGCUGAAUGGCAACGGCGGCACUGGAAUUUCAGUACCUAGAACAAACAACGUUUCCAAUGAAGACCAGGCAGCUUCGGAGUGGGAAACUGUUGCUGCAGAUGAUGCGUCUGAACGCUACCCCGAAACUGCACCUCGUUCGCUGAGACGUCAACGAAACUUCAAUUUUGGCCAUAAACUGCAGGACUCUUCCCAGACUAACCAGAACAUAUGGGCAGCACAAACGCAGAAUUUCGAGCUCGUCUCACAGCCUGGCUCGUCCCUCCAACAGUCCGUGCGAUCGGCGCUGAACACAUCACCCCGUUUGCGCUCGUUUCACUCCUCAUCCAGUCUCUACAGUGACUGGGGUAAAACCAACGGGCCAGGCCGCGGGAAAGAAGCAAACGCCCAGGUAAACACUCAUCUCCCUUACCCUCCCGCCGCUUUUAUUCCUACAAAUGACCGCGCACAAGAGGCACCCAAAAGAUACUCCCACGCGUCGUCCGACAGUGAUGAAGACCCUUUCAAGUAUGACGGAGAUGCGUACUCGGGUUUUCUACGCCGAUCAGCCGAGAAACAAGUCAGUGAUGCGCUGCACCGAGCCGGCAUAGCCGUUUCCUCACAAGAGACCAUCCCGCGAUCCGUUGAUGGAAACAUUCCCAUUGCAUCACAAAGAGGUAAUGUCGAUGAAGAGGUCAAAGUUCCGGUUCGUCGGGAGGAAAACAAAGCGACUCGCCGUGAUCCAGAGCCUGACAGACGCUUGGCUGGCGAGAUUGCUUCUCUUGUCAAGAGCCGACCUCUCACUGGUACAGAAGGUGAUUGGCAGACCGUCACUACCGAACACCCUUUCAACUCGAUGCAGCAGGAACUCCAUGACAGCAUCGCAAAAGGAACCGGAAGCAGUGUCGCUGAUGUCUCCGACGUGACGGAGCGUGACCCGCACGCUCACUCCUACAACUCAACAGACAGAAUCAUUCGACACCCUCAUGGCAACAACAGCUAUGCAUCUUACCGCAUCCGCCACGACAAAGGAACGAACCUCCCGAUUUCUGUUCCGCGAUACGGAGGAGGCCCAGGGAACUUUGCCUGCAAUGCAACACGCAACUUUGUACAGCCGAUGUCCAGGUUGCCUGAAUCUGCUGCGCGCUUCUCCAACUUAUUUCGCAAAGAGCCAACAGAGCCCACCCAUGACCGUGAGAGUGUUCUUCUCUCAGACCUGCCUCCCCAGAGAGGCAGCUAUCAGAGCCUCGACUCGGACGCAGUUCCUCAUGAAAGCGUUGGCAUCGAAGAGACUUCACCCGAUGGUAGAAAAUACUUCAGCUGGACUCGAAUUCGCGAGAAUCUUGGCCGAGAGCCUCCCAAGAUCCCAUUGACCAUUCUCGAUCAACCACUAUAUAGCCAUGGUAUCCAAGAGCCAGAUAGUUCGAACAAACCAGCACAUGUUCCUCACGAUGACUUCCUAUCCAAGCUCCCCCGACUUCCUUUUCCUCUCGUGAGUCUUCCUGAGGCUCAGAUGUUACAACGCUUCAAAAGACAGAGAGGUGAAGAGGAUCACACCGAGACUGCAAGCGAUUUCGCCGCCAGGGGAAGAUCGUACACUCUGAGUACUGCCAACUCACCUCGUCUACCCAAGACCCCUUCGCCUCGUUCGAGGAGCUUCUGGGCGAGUUCUCCUGAGAGUGUUGCACGACCUGCUCCAACUCACCACCGUCAGCGAUUGCGCCAGGUGUUCCGUCGCCGAGACUCAAGCGAGAGAAUCUCCGAUAUGCUUAUAUCAUCGUCUGCGAUCCUUGAUACUCCGCCACCAACGGAUCCGAAAUCGAGCACACAGCGAGUUUGGUACCGAGGACUGCAACCGAACCUCUCAACACCUCACACUGAGAUGCCAUUAAAUCAUGGUUACUCGUCGAGCAUUCAUGAUCCACGAAUUGGCAGACUCCAAUCAGGCUGGCAGACACCCAACGGCAGCCCUUUCACCCCAGCUGAAAGCCGACUCAUCGAAGAGGCUCGCGAAGACAUUCGUCGUCAUCGUGAACAUUCGGACAUGGUAGCGGAACGCGGAAAGAGAAUGUUCAUGUGGAUCAUGAUCCUCACCCUUUUCUUCCCCUUCAUCGGCCCAGUCGUACUCUACGGCAAACUCAACUCGACGAUCUCGUGGUACACCCACGGAGAAAUGCAGCGUCUGACAAAAGACCAGCGCGGAACUCUCAAGCAGCAACUAAUCGUCGAGGCAGUAGUCUAUCCCGCACUAAUCAUUUCACUCUCUGUCUACUACUCGGUCCACAACUAG
Molecule: messenger RNA, 2508 nt
Organism: Fusarium sp. VM40
Lineage: Eukaryota; Fungi; Ascomycota; Sordariomycetes; Hypocreales; Nectriaceae
Source: the annotation of a GenBank genome assembly